ACGUCCUUUCUCUGUUGUAGUGAUACGACGACAACAAAAACAACAACACCGACGACCGCGAUACCGUCGUGUGUUCGUUGUCGUUAAAAACGACAUUAUCCGAUUAUAUUCGUUUCGCCGUUUCGCGGCGUCGACACGAUCGUCGCCGCCGCCGCCGCCGUCGUCGUCGUCGUCAAUCCGCAGGGUCGUCCGUCCUACUGGGCAGCCCUUUGCGCGCGCACGUGUGCGUGCGCGCUGUGAUCGCCGUCGCCGCCGCUUCCGACUCGACGUGUGUGCUCCUCUCGUCACGGCGGCGCUCGUCGUCACACACGGACACCGAACGUCGACGUUCGGACGUGCGCGUUAUUCGUCGCCGCCGCCGUCGUCGUCGUCGACGUCCCUGUCCCGACGGUAUAGCCGGUGGUCACUGUUGGUCCCGUCGCCGACUGCUGCGGAAAUCCUCGUCACACCGCUCGACCACUUUUAAGCACCGAUGGCCGUGCGCGCCCCAGCCAAAAAUGACUGUAGCUGCGAGCAGACUAGCUUACAUUUACAUGCUGAAAUUGAAAAUUUAAAACAAAAACUAUUAGAAAGAGAAAAUCACAUUGUCAACAUGGAGACUAAUUUUCUCUGUGAAGCUGAAAAAUUUCCUCAUGGCGAGUAUGCUGCACUAACAGAUGAAAUAUUAAUAUGGCAGGACAAAUAUUCUAGAUUAUUGGAAUCACAUAAAAGAGUUCAACGUGUCAACCAAAGUCUUGAGGAUAAAUUAUUGUUACUUGUUGAUAAAACUGAAUCAGAAAAGAAUAUAUUAAACUCAGAAAUUACAAUAAUAUCUCAAAAACUGGUUGACCAACAACUUCAAGUGAACCAACUGAAUGAUGAAAAUGAGAGGUAUAAAAAUGAUCUAAAUAUUGCUAUCCAACUACUUCAAUGUAAGCCAUCCCAUUUUGUUUCUCAAAAGUAUGAUAACCUGCCAAGUGAAAUACAGUCCAAAGUUCGAAGUUAUAUUUUUAGCAAACAACGAAGAUUGUCAGAUGGCAAUGGUAACAUAGCACAAAAAUCAGAAGGAAAAACUAUAAAAGUACCUAUUCCUACAUUUCCUCCAACAGCAAUGGUUUAUUCAUUGAGUAAUGAUAAAGAUACAAAGUCAUCAAAAGACUCUGAAGAAGGUUCAACACCACCUGUAAGCAGUGUUUCAGCAGCAAUCCUGGCAAAAGUAUUAGAAGAAAGAGUCAAAGAGCGGUUAACUCAACGGCACUGUUCUACAUGUUCAUGUUCUAACAAAAGUAACGACCUUAAUACAGACCAACAAGAAUGUCAUUCACCCCAUACUGAUUCCUCUGAUAAACGAGUUCGCUCCUUCACUAAAUAUAGUAAACAACCAAUGACUACUAAAAGUUCAGAAUCUCUAAUAUCAGAACCAGAAUUGUCAUCAUAUUUUGAAAACUCUGUAUCUUUAACAGAUUCCUCUGAUAGUAGUGGACUAAAAUUAUCAGCUCGGUCUAGAUUAUGUUCAGUACGCUUACAAGAAGGAAGUAAUAAUAUAUUGUUAGAUAAUGCUGCAACACCAUAUACAGGUCCUGUACUUUAUAAAAGUCGUUCUUCUAGCGGUGAGUACGACGAACCUUUGGUGCACUCACAAAAAUUGGUUGACCGUAACAUCCAUGCAAAUGAACACACACGCAUAUUGAUUUCAGAUGAAGAAAUUAUUUAAAAAAAUUAAACAUUUGGUAAAAAUAUGAGUGAAUGUGAUUUGUUUGACAAUAAUUAUAUUAGGUGAUAAAAAAAUUAAAUAUAUAUUAACCGACGUAUAAAUAUUAAUUAUAUCUAAUAUUAUAUUAUUUAUUAUAUAUUAUGUUAUAUUUAUUAUGACUACUAUAUAAUAAUUUAAAUAAUUAUAAUGUAUCAUUAUUUAGCGUGAAUUUUUUUUUUUUGUAAGCUAUCGCUAUGACAUUUUAAAUUUCCCAAUACCAUAUUAUAUUAUAAUGAAUUUAUUUACCAACAGAAUACUUAAAUUGUUCAACUAUUCAUAUAAUGAAUUAAUCAUGAAAUUAUAAUUUUAAAGUUAUUUUUCUAUGUCAAUAAAUAAAUAAAAUAACAAUUAUAAUAUGUUCUUCAGUAUAGGGUAAUUCAAAAAGCAUACUAACCCCUAUUUUUUCCUUUAAAAAUGGCUAUUAAAAAUCUGUUUUUUGGAAUUUUUAAAGAAAAUAUUUUCUAAUCUUGAGAUUUUCUUGUAAUAUUUUACUAGUGCCCUAUGAAAUUAUUUUUGAAUGAUAAUCAUAUUUUCCUAUUGAAAAUUAUUUAUUGAGUAUUUUUUUGGUGUAAAAAUAAAAAUUUGAAAAGUAGUUUUUAAAUUUUUCUACUUUGUAUACUAAGUAUAAUGAUCUCUAAAUAAUUUACAUAUUAUAAUUACAAUUAACCACAAUUUAUAUCUUCACAGAGCAUUCUUCUAGUAAAUAUAUCAAAUCUUAAGAAAUUUAUAAAAUAAAUAUGUUAAAAUAUUUACAAAUAUUAGAAUUAAAAUAAAUUCAUUGUUAAAAAAAUAAUCAAAAAUGAGGAUGUUUCUAUGAUAUGAUUGUUAUUUACCUCUAACAGAUGAUUUUACCCAUAAGUUAAUUAAUUUUUAUUUCUAUUAACUUAUUUCACGCUGAAUGAUGAUAAUUCAAUACUUUAAAAUUAAGAUCAGACCACAUAUUUUCACUCAUGUCGUCUUAACUAUUAUACCAAUUUAUGUCAACUGGAAAAAAAUUAUAAAAUUAUAUCCACAAUAUUAUAAUUAUAAUAAUUUUGAUCAACGUAUAAAAUAACUAUUAUAACGCUGGAGAAUUGAUUUACAGGUACUGACCAGACUGCAUUAUUGUAUUUUAAAAAUAUUGGUUUGAUUAUACUAAAGAUAAUAAUAAAACCAAAAAUUACUAUUUUACUCUAUAUUUUAUUUAUUUAGAACAUAUAAUAUAUUAUAAUAUGUAAUGUAAUUUUUAUAAAUGACAUUAAAGUGAUUCAUUUACAAAGUAUAAGACAAAUUGUGUUAUAUUUAUUUCUAUAUAAGAAAUUAAGUCAUAAUACUUAAGACAAAAAAGUGUUAAAAAUAUUUUAGUUAUUUAAAUUAUUACUCAUUUUUGUUUUAUUUACAUUUGUUUUUAUUGUUUUCAUUUAUAUUGCUAUGGGUGUUAUUUAUAUUUAUAUUUUUAUUAUUUUUUUUUUCAUUUAUAAUUUAUACUAUUGUUCUGUUAUGUUUGUGUAAUAUUUUCUAGCCAUUAAUAUAUCACAAUUCAAAUUUACAUUAUUUCACUGGGUUCAAUAACAUUCAUAAAUUAAGAUUUUAACACUCGUCAACUUGCUUUUAUGUUUUUUCUGUGGUAUUUUAUUAUUUUAAUGUAUUCAAGCAGUAAACAAUAAUAUCUUAAUUAAAACAAAAAAAACUAACAAUAUGUUAAUUGAACUUACAGUUUUUAUUAUUUUCCUUCAUUACAAAAAUAAGAUAUUUAAUAAUUAAUAUUUUACUCAUUAGUGAUGUAUUGAACUCUUAAUUUUAUCAAAAUCAAAUUUAAUUGAGCCUUAAAAUUGUAUACUGCAAUACAUAGUUUAAACGUUCGUUAGUUUAAACGAAAGUAAAGUAAACACUAACACAAGACAAUAUUUGAAAUGUUCUUGAAUAUUUAUAGUAAAGGUCAAAAGUAUAUUUGAAACUGUUAUAUUUACAUAUUGAGUACUAUUAUAAUAACACUCCAUUCAAAAUUUAGAAUGAGUUAGAUUAUUUGAUUACUUACUGUAUAUUAUAUACCAAAGUAAAACAAAAAAAACUGUCAAGUAAGUUUAAGUAAUCACUGUUAGUCUGUUAUAAAAUUGAUUAUCUAUUAGUGUACCUCAUCAUUGAGUAAGUUACUGAAAUGCAAGUGUUGAAUUCAAAUUCAAAUAAAUAAAUAAAACAUUGUACAAUAUAAAUAA
This is a messenger RNA of Aphis gossypii (cotton aphid), 3927 nucleotides long. RefSeq lists its product as uncharacterized. NCBI's taxonomy places the organism in Eukaryota, Metazoa, Arthropoda, Insecta, Hemiptera, Aphididae. The transcript has 6 exons. The record is from RefSeq and is a predicted model, not a curated record. The coding region runs from base 473 to 1693 and encodes 406 amino acids.